AUGGGAUCUCAAUGUGGUAGUGAUAGCAAUGAUGUGAUCCAAAUCCAAACCCAAGCCCAAACCCAAACCCAAGCCCACGACCCGUUAUCCAACCCGCUAGCCCGACAAGGAUCCUUAUACGGGCUUACUUUCGAUGAGGUGCAAAACCAGCUAGGUGAUCUUGGUAAGCCUCUUGCCACAAUGAACCUUGACGAGCUUCUGAAAACCGUGUGGACAGUUGAGGCCAGUAACCAAGUAAUUGGGCCCGGCCCAAACCCAAGCCCAAACCCGGGCCCGGACCCGGACCCGAAUCUCACUCUUCCAAUCGAUCUGAGCAAGAAAACGGUGGAUGAGGUGUGGCAGGACAUCCAGGAGCAGCAGCAGGGGCAAGAGAGUAAUUUGCUCGACCGGAAGGCGACACUUGGCGAGAUGACAUUGGAGGAUUUUCUUGUGAAAGCUGGCGUGGUGUCUCAGUCGAGAAGGAAUCCGAGCCUGAUGACUCAGCAGCAGCAGGCUCAAUGGAUGAUGAACUAUCAGGCGGCGGUUUUUGUGCCGGGACAUAAUCAUAUUGUGGACGGUCAAAGCUACUCGGAAAGUCAAAUGAUGAUGUCAUCAUCAUCGCCUUUGAUGGGGGGUGCUUUGUCUGAUACUCAGACACCUGGCAGGAAACGAGUGGCUCCGGAUGAUAUUGCUGAGAAGAGUGUCGAGAGGAGGAAGAAGAGGAUGAUUAAGAAUCGAGAAUCUGCCGCUAGAUCGAGAGCCAGGAAGCAGGCUUACACGCAUGAGCUGGAAAACAAGGUUACGCGUCUGGAGGAGGAGAAUGAGAGGCUCAAGAAACAAAAGGAAUUGGAGAAAAUGUUGCCUAGUAUACCACAACCCGAGCCAAAGUGGGUAAAGAGCAAAGGGGAAAGUCUCGCAGCAUUUCUCACUUCUCAUUUGCUAACACUAAUAAAACCUUCUCCAGCGGCCAUGGCUUCCGAGAAAGAGGCUGCUCUCGCGGCCGCUCCUUCUGAUUCUCCGACCAUAUUUGACAAGAUUAUCAACAAGCAAAUACCGGCUAACAUCGUGUUCGAGGAUGACAAGGUUCUAGCUUUCAGGGACAUAGCUCCACAGGCACCUACACACAUAGUGCUUAUUCCUAAAGUAAAAGACGGUUUAACUGGGAUUUCAAAGGCUGAAGAAAAGCACUGUGAAAUUCUUGGCCAUCUACUUUACACGGCAAAGCUAGUUGCGAAACAAGAAGGGCUCGAUGAUGGCUUCAGGCUUGUGAUUAAUGACGGGCCUAAUGGAUGCCAAUCUGUGUACCAUCUGCAUGUUCAUCUGCUCGGGGGACGUCAAAUGAACUGGCCGCCUGGCUAAAAGCUCGACACAAACAAUAGAUAUUAUGAUGUUGAGUGCACUUUCAGAAGCUUGUAAACUCGAAUAAUCAUAUUUAGGUGUCUUGUUCGUGACUUUUUCAAGUUGGUGAAUUUUGGAUGAUUUUAAGUACUUUACCGUGUGGUUAUGGCGAAUUACAGUUAAUCUUCCAUCAAGUGGGUUUCAAAUUAUGUGGAUUUUACAA
Striga asiatica is the source of this 1540-nucleotide messenger RNA. The record is from the annotation of a GenBank genome assembly. NCBI's taxonomy places the organism in Eukaryota, Viridiplantae, Streptophyta, Magnoliopsida, Lamiales, Orobanchaceae.